Molecule: messenger RNA, 2867 nt
Organism: Scophthalmus maximus (turbot)
Lineage: Eukaryota; Metazoa; Chordata; Actinopteri; Pleuronectiformes; Scophthalmidae
Gene: lrrc56
Product: leucine rich repeat containing 56
Exons: 13
Coding region: 354-2351 (665 amino acids)
Source: RefSeq, a predicted model, not a curated record
CACUGACCACUGUAGGCGGGAUAAGGAUGGUCGUUUACGAAUUCAUCUUUAAUAACACUGGCGAUAUGUGAGAACCAUUAGCUGUAGCUUUUGGUACUGAGAGCGUUUUUUCAGUCAAUGUUACCUGUUUGACGUGCACUACAUUUCCCAGGGAGCCACGGGUCUCUCCCAGUGCCGUAUCCAGGAAGUCGUCUGCGGUUGUCAAGCAAACUUUUGCUCGUAGGCAAAGUGAUUCCAUGGUCUUAAAAUGCGUAGACUGUCUCUCUGGACCGUGGCUUCCUGCUACAGCUAAUUUCAAGCUAGUUAAAUGGGACAGAUGUGAUCAUAUUGUUAACUUCCGGUCGCCGUGAGAGAUGAGUUGUUGUCGUGGGCCCGUGGCCCAGAAGGUCCGGCCCGGUACAGCCCGGGUCCUGGUGACUGAGCUGAGUGGAUCAGGACAUAUCAACCCAACUCCUGCCACAAAACCCUGUGAGGACUUUGAGACAGCAGUGGAGCGCUACCUCUCUCCAGAGAAGCUGAAAUCGCUAUGUGGAACUUGGGAACUCUCUCACGUGACCUCGCUGGAGAUCUGCGUGGACACACAAGAAAAUACGCUGGGCAACUUUGGUGCCCUCUUGCCCAGGCUGCUGCAGCUGAAAAUGAAUAACAGCGUGAUCAUGUCAGUAAGAGACCUGGGAACCUCCCUCUCCCAACUGCAGGUGCUGUGGAUGUCUCGCUGCUGCCUUCAAGACCUCGAUGGCAUUUCUAACUACUCUUCUCUCAAGGAGCUGUAUGUGGCCUAUAACAGUGUGUCAGACUUGAGUCAGGUUGGCAUGCUGGAGAACCUGCAGCUGUUAGAUCUUGAAGGGAAUGACGUGGAUAACCUGGUCCAGGUCCAGUAUCUGGCGUUAUGUGGCCAACUCCAGACACUAACCCUGGAGGGAAAUCCUGUGUGCGUGCGCCCAACACCCACUGCCACUCAGACUGGAGACUAUAGAUAUCGGGCAGCAGUGAGGGAGUUGGUCCCUCAGCUGCAUUACCUAGACGAUACACGGGUGGAGGAGGACGAGCUGAGCCGCAGCAGCGCCAUGGGAGAAGACUGGGCCAUUCUCCGAUACGCCAUCAAGAACGGCAACCCCUCACAGAGUGCUGCUGAGGACGAGGAGACGGCAGACAGUGCGUGUCCUUACAGCAGACCCAGCUCAGCCCGGCGCCCCGAUACCAGCCGCUCCUGUGUCCGGCCGCUCUCUUCAGUGGGCUCAAGACCCCAGACUGGCUCCAGACCCAUGUCGGCAACCAGGUCUGGAGUACUCUCCCCUCCUGGAUCCAGACCUGGCUCUGCAGACUCGGAUCUAGCAGCAGUGGACGCUGAAACCAGCUUCCUGACACACGGAGCUGGUAAGAUUCUGUUCUGUGGAAACCCAGUCCAGGCUAUUCGAGCAAGGCGUGAGAAGUUGAAGACGGCACCCACCGGGUCUACUCUCAUCCCCCGUGACCUGCCCAUCCACAUACCAGAGCACACGUACGACCUUGAGGAGCCUGAUGUUGGAAAACGAUGUGAUGUAUUUGCUGAGCUUAGAGCAUGGAGGGCGCAGCACAGCAGGCGUCUGCAGGCCAUAGAGACGGAACGAUUACCACAGGUCCUGGCUAUUCAGCACAGGGAUGAGGAAAUGGAGGAAAAUGACUAUGAAGGAGACGGUUUUGUUAAUGUGAGGAAUGACAGCAGUGAAGAGGAACAUCGAGAGGAGAAGCAUGGCGACAGCCUAGAAACUGCCUUGACAGAUUCCUCGUUUCAGUCUCUUUCCCCAGGUGAACGCUCACUGAUUGAAUGUGCUGGCUGUUUGCCUAUAAAAGACCCGUAUCACAGAGAGGCAUUAUCCCCCGACGUGGCGCAACUGUCUCUGUCCUCAGACACCACGCUGUCCCCCUCUCCCCCUGUCUGUGCCACAGCAGCUCCUGGUAAUCGUAUACCCAAAGGUUUUCGUGCACGUCGUCUUCGACUCGGCCAGGCCAAUUCAGAACAUUUACCUGAUUCUGGCAGAGUAAGUUGCUCCCACGGGACAGGGGACACAGAGCAGACACUCCAUAGGGUCCAGCAGUUGACCAGGACAAAUGUGGCCCUAUUAGCUCUGACUGCACACACACCCUGCCCGCCACCUUCAAGUGCCCUGCAUGAAGGACUCAUGGAUUCAAGUGUGGAGAAGGACUUGUCCAGUGCACAGUCUGGCAACAAGCCCCGCCACACUCCUCAGAUGUCCAAACUCCUGGACAGGCCAGCGAUUACUCGUCCUCACACAGCCAGAGCAGCUCUGCAGACGCAUCACCAGCAACACAUACUUCGGCCCUGCAGAGGGAGCCCACACCCUGACUGACUGACACCAGAAGGGGCUGAUGUUUGGCUGCCCUGCCAGUGAUAGUGUGUUACUGUCCCAUACCCUUUAAAACAGAGUGGUAGCACGACGACCAUUCAAGAGGACUCUGUUCUGAAGCUCACCAGCACCAUGCUUUGAGGUGUGUUGGGAUUUCCAGCAUUUUUCUCUCUUUUUCUUUUACAGAAGAUCAAACAGAUACUGAAAGCAGUCACACUACUGUUGGGACCAACGUAGCAGUUUCCUGUGUUACUGUGUAAACAACAUUAGUGAAGUUGCAGGAUGUAGUUGCUAUAAUGAGAUGAUCCCUCUAAUGCUACCGAGUUGUGUUUUGAAUGUAAUUAAUACCUCAAAGGUGUAUUUCUCAGGUUGAAAUGUUUCAUUAUGAAAACUCAAGUGCUACCUUGUUAAAUAAAUAUCUUGAUCAACUUGAGAGUACUGUGGCUCUGAGUCAGACAACAUAUCCUGCACUGUUUACCAUUGUCCUGAUAUUCAUGGUGUAAUAAAAUAUUUUUUCCA